UGUUUUAAGCUAAGCUAGACAACACAAAGAAAGAAGUGCAACAACCUCGAAGCUAGUUCAAACUAGUGGGAGGUUGUCUGCCGAAAUUCAGCAGACUAAAUUCAAAGAUUUCAAUUCCACUCAAUUUUUUUUUUUUUACAUAAACAUCGAAUUAUUAGUAACAUCAUCCCAGGAAUUAAACCAAGGUCGUUCGAUAUGGCAAGAGGAAAGGUACAAAUGAGGAGGAUUGAGAACCCGGUGCAUAGGCAAGUGACCUUCUGCAAGCGCCGUUCUGGGCUUCUUAAGAAAGCUAAAGAGCUUUCUGUGUUGUGUGAUGCUCAAGUUGGCCUUAUCAUAUUCUCCACUCACGGCAAGCUUUAUGAGCUUGCUACAAACGGAAAUAUGCAGGGACUAGUAGAGAAAUACAUGAAAUCUAGCCGUUGCUCUUUGGAGGAACAAGCUGAUGAAAAGCAAGCUCUGGAGUCCAAAAUGGAGGUCAACAUGCUGAAAAAUGAGAUUGACGUACUUCAGAAGGGCCUCGGCUACAUGUUUGAAGGUGGUGCUGGAAAAAUGAAUUUGGAUGAGCUACGAGUUCUUGAGAAUAACCUCGAAGUCUGGAUGUACCACAUUCGCUCAGCAAAGAUGGACAUUAUGACUCAAGAAAUCCAGUUGCUAAAGAAUAAGGAGGGAAUACUGAAAGCUGCAAAUAAGUGCCUUCAAGAGCAGAUGGAGAUGCAAUAUGGUGUUGUGGAAACUGACCCGAUAAUUACUAACAUACCAUACUCACUAACAGUUCAAAAUGACAUAUAUCAGUACUCAUAAAAGACUUUUGGCAGAAGCGGCGACAAAGUUUCCCUUGUGAAAUUUGUCGCUAGAAGUGUUACUAGCCACGCGACAUAUAUACUUGUUGCUGAAUAAAUGAACUGAUGGAUUUAUGAAAUGUAAAACUUUGCUUGACUAUUUAGCAUUAAGAUUUUUGUGUAUGAUAUGUAUGAUAUUUGUAAUGAAUGUGAAUGGAUUUAUAUUCCUAAUGCUGUUAAUUAAUUACUCAGAA
Erigeron canadensis is the source of this 1033-nucleotide messenger RNA. Its product is annotated as agamous-like MADS-box protein AGL12. The transcript is spliced from 7 exons. Gene Ontology annotation, molecular function: DNA-binding transcription factor activity, RNA polymerase II-specific; RNA polymerase II cis-regulatory region sequence-specific DNA binding; protein dimerization activity. Gene Ontology annotation, biological process: positive regulation of transcription by RNA polymerase II. Bases 196 to 801 code for a protein of 201 amino acids. NCBI's taxonomy places the organism in Eukaryota, Viridiplantae, Streptophyta, Magnoliopsida, Asterales, Asteraceae. The record is from RefSeq and is a predicted model, not a curated record. Gene Ontology annotation, cellular component: nucleus.